CGGACCAUGCUCACCCGGACGUGUAGAGGCGGUGCACUGGUUAACUUCAAGCCAUGGAGGAGCAGGAGAUGCAGAUUAAGGUGAAAAAAGUCACAGACAAGUUCACGGAGAGUAUGUAUGUCCUCGCCAAUGAGCCUUCAGUGGCUUUGUAUCGCCUGCAGGAACAUGUGCGUAGAUCAUUACCGGAGCUGGCCCAGCACAAGGCUGAUAUGCAGAACUGGGAAGAGCAAAGUCAAGGAUCCAUUUACACAGUGGAGUAUGCUUGCAGUGCUGUAAAAAGUAUGACAUUCAGCAGCGUGCACUUUAAGAGCAUCGAAGGUCUACUGAAGCAAGCAAUCAACUUGAAGAACCAGCUGAACACAGUACAGAGUCGCAGGUAGUUCGCCAGAAAGGUUUUCAUUUUCCAUCUCAGCCUUCACAUAUAAGCAGAAGACAGAGAAGAAGAAAAGAGAAGCAAAGACAAUUUUCCCGCUUAAGAAUACUGGCAUUAUUUUGUGAAUUUCUGCUUGGGGCUUUUUUUUUUUUUUUACAAAAACUUGUAUGCCGAUAUUGACUGUAUACAAUGUGAAUGGUAUCUGAAGUAACAAGGGAACUUGUAAGAAAACUGAAGGAAGUGCUAUGUUAAAGUAAUGGCUUGCAUGAAAAUAAAUCGAACUGUAUUACGUAACGUGAUUAUAUACUCCUCUUAAAACUGUGAGGUUUGGGAAAACGUGCUCUUCAAACAUUCUUUACUUUGUGUUCUUUAUGUAAGUCCCCAUAUACACUCUCACAGUGGUAUAAUGCACUUAUACACAGAUAAACAUUACGGCCCAGAUU
Molecule: messenger RNA, 816 nt
Organism: Rana temporaria (common frog)
Lineage: Eukaryota; Metazoa; Chordata; Amphibia; Anura; Ranidae
Gene: BORCS8
Product: BLOC-1 related complex subunit 8
Exons: 4
Coding region: 54-380 (108 amino acids)
Cellular component (GO): BORC complex
Source: RefSeq, a predicted model, not a curated record